AUGAGCAUGAGGAAGCCGAGAACAGUGGGUACGGCAAAUGCGAUACAGUGGCCAACGAUUGGCUCGUACCCAUCAGGGGCCGGUGGUGGUGCCGCCGCAGGAACUGGUGGAGAUGACAGCGCCACCACCACCGGCGGAAAUGGUGGAGGUGACGGCGGAUUAUUAUUCUCAGUGGGUGGAAUGGCAGGGAGGCUUGCCAUUGGGGUUGACUAUAGUAUGGAGUGCUUUCUUCUGUUUUGCGGGGGUCCUUGGGAGGGAAGAUCGGCAGUUUAUACGGGGCCAAAUUGUAGAGAAAAUAUUGGCUUCGGAGAGGGGUUUUCAGUCGCGGGUUCUUUCUUUGCGCCUCUGUCUCUACCCUCGCUCUCUCUCCCCGACGAACUCCCUCUCCCUCUGCCCUCUCCUUUUCUGACCGCCGAAGCACCGCGAGCAACCGACGAACCAGGAGGACCGACCGGCGAGACGACCGCGAGCAACCGACCGGCAUGCGACCUCCCUCUCUCUGCCCUCUCUCUUUCCGACCGACCGGCGUGCGACCUCCCCCUCUCUCUCUGCCUUCCGGCGUGCGACCACCCUCUUUCCGACCGACCGGCGUACGACCUUCCUCUCUCUCUGCCCUCCCUCUUUCCGACCGGCGAACCACCGCGCCGCACCUCUGGCUCCGGUUCCGGCCCCAACUCGUCCGUCCUUACUCUUUCUCUCUACUCGCGUCUCUGUCUGCCCUCCCUCUCUUCGACAGCGAACCACCGCGUGACCAGCGAACCACCGCGCCCCCUCUGGCUCCAGAUCCGGCACCGGCUUGUCCAGGAUGUGGCAGUGAAGGUAUUCUCGAUGCAAGAAUAUUCAAAAGAAUUGAUAAAUUCCCUUAGACAAGAGCAACUGGGAUUUUUUCCCCAAAGCAUGGAUAUAGUUUAUUGGCGUCGGCUCUAUUAGUGAUGGCAUUGGCAAUUUUAAUUCAAGUGUUGUUCCACUAAUAC
This is a messenger RNA of Eucalyptus grandis, 974 nucleotides long. RefSeq lists its product as uncharacterized. The coding region runs from base 1 to 930 and encodes 309 amino acids. Lineage: Eukaryota; Viridiplantae; Streptophyta; Magnoliopsida; Myrtales; Myrtaceae. The transcript is spliced from 4 exons. The record is from RefSeq and is a predicted model, not a curated record.